GUUUCUUGGCAGCUGUUCUAACAUGACGCACGAGAGCAUGCUGUGCUGGUACGUGCAACUUCAGAUCAUAAUAGCAUUUGCACUGCAGGGCUGACCGGAUUUCAAUUACGACCAUGUUGGCUGACUGGCUGCGACCCUCUUCUACGACGCACGAGAGCAUGCUGUCCUGGCGCGCGCAAGUUCAGAUCACAAUGUUCGCGCUGCACGGCUGACCAGAUUUCAGUUAUGACCGUGUUGGCUGACUGGCUGAGACCGUGGGUUCCCCUCUCUCUUUUUUCUGCCAGCCGCAAGACAGAGUUCUUCGGUGCUGUCAGAUUACGCCCUGUUUCCUUCCAGAAACCGUGCAGCCUUCUUGAUAUAUACCCGCUUGCGUCUGUGCUCGUCUGCGCCCCGGAGUGGUGAAGGCGUGGAAGCCGUCGAAGGAUGCUUCAGCUGACAUCUGAUCACUUUCCCAUAUUCGUGCCGCUCGGAGUCAUAGGAUUCUACCGCUACCUCUGGUACCUCAUCCGCAUCGCUGCCUGGUCCACCUACCGCCCCAUCCCGCUCCCCGAAAAUCCCACCUACGUCGCCUCAGAAGAUGUCACCAUCAUCGUGCCCACCAUCGACGCCGGCGAGGAGUUCAUCGAAGCCGCACACACCUGGCUCGCCGGCAACCCGAAGGAAAUCCUCAUCAUCACCGAGGAGCGCAUGCGCGGCCCGCUGCAGGCCCUCGCGGAUGCGGUCGACCCCGCGCACAUCCGCGUGCUCACCGUGCCGUAUGCUAACAAGCGCCUCCAGAUGGCGCAUGGCAUCCACCAUGCGACGACGGACAUCAUCGUGUUCGCGGACGACGACGCGCUUUGGCCGUCGACGCUCCUCCCGUACGUCCUCGCGUGCUUUGAGGACCAGCGCAUCGGCGGCGUUGGCACCGCGCAGCGCGUGACGCCCGUGCGAGAGCGCAUGACGGUCUGGGAGGUCCUCGCCGCAUUUCGCCUGUCCAUACGCAAUAUCGAAAUCGCUGCGUCGACACAUAUCGACGGCGGGAUCCCCUGUCUGUCUGGGCGCACCGCUGCGUAUCGUACUGUUAUUUUAAAGGACCCCGGGUUCCUGCAUGGCUUCACGCACGACUACUGGCUGGGGAAGUACCAGCUCAACUCGGGCGACGACAAGUUCUUGACGCGGUGGAUGGUGAGCCAUGGCUGGGACACUUACGUGCAGUGCUGUAGGGAGGCAGAGCUGCUGAGCACGAUGAAGCCGAAUUGGAGGUUCCUGAAGCAGGUUCUGCGCUGGACGAGGAAUACUUGGCGGUCGGACCUGCGCUCGCUGUUCAUGGAGCGGCAUAUAUGGACGGCGCAUCCUUAUGUUGCAUAUACAAUGGUCGACAAGCUGGUUAACCCAUUCACCCUCCUCGCCGGACCUUGCCUGGUAGCCUAUGUCACGUAUAAGAGCACCAUCCCGGUUGAUAGCGGAGGAUAUCACCUGCCACCAUGGAACGUCGUCCUCAGCUACCUCGCAUGGCUGCUCGCCACACGCACUGCGAAGCUGCUCCCGCACCUAUGGUACCGCCCGCAAGACAUCAUCUACGUUCCCGCGUUCAUCAUCUUCGGAUACUACUUUGCUAUCAUGAAGAUUUACGCGCUCCUAACGCUGCACGAGACCGGCUGGGGCACCCGCGCAGGCAUCGGCGAUCCUACUGCGGCUACCGCCGCUGUUGACACUCAGACAAACGCGAACACUCCUGGGUGUGCGGAGAAGGAGAAGCGGCGAGAUCCUCCACCGUCUGAGUUCCCUUUUCCUCCGGUCUAAGAACGCGAGUGGAAUAUCGACGUCACUGGCACGGCUUCCUAUACGUCUCGUCAUAAUUUCUGGUACACUUUGAUCGUUACUGCUAGACUCAUAUGCGUUAUCUGUCGCUCGUCCACUCGUCACG
Molecule: messenger RNA, 1909 nt
Organism: Laetiporus sulphureus 93-53
Lineage: Eukaryota; Fungi; Basidiomycota; Agaricomycetes; Polyporales; Laetiporaceae
Product: glycosyltransferase family 2 protein
Exons: 6
Coding region: 424-1785 (453 amino acids)
Source: RefSeq, a predicted model, not a curated record